AUGCGCGCGUUGAACCAAGUGGUCCACGUUCAGCAUCGGCCGGCGGCUAUCACACCUGUCAUCGUGGUAAACCUCAUCUGUGUCGUGACACAUCUCCUACAGAGCAGGUCGGGGAUCAAGCGACUCCAUGGAGGCAUUAUCGUGGACUUCGUCGGUGAAGUCCCAAGAUCGCGGACAUCUGUGCUGAUAUUGGACUUGAUACUCUUUUCUCUGCAAUUGGUUAUGCUCGUGGCCGGGCAUGAGAGACAAAUUGCUUCUGGAGAUGCUGUCGCACGGGAAGAGUCAGAGCCGCAGGACCUGGAGUCCGAAGAAGCCGGGCAGUUGAGGUCACGUGCUCAUGCUCAAGUGGAAGAGUCAGAGGACAGGAUCGAGCUGCAAAGCCUCUUGCCCGAUGGGAGGGGGGAAGACGGUCCAGCCCACCAGAAACAACCAGAAUCGACACAAGAUGACGACGAUGUAAUAUUACUGGAUUUGAAGAAGGGCAUCAAGGCGCUACUCAGAAGACCAAUUCCUGUGGCUUCGCCUACUGCCCUUGAAAAUGCUCAAGCUCGUGCAAGCGUCGCCGCAUUCUUGAGACUCGCUGCUGCGAGGGCAAGGGCGGGUUGA
Fonsecaea monophora is the source of this 606-nucleotide messenger RNA. RefSeq lists its product as hypothetical. The coding region runs from base 1 to 606 and encodes 201 amino acids. Gene Ontology annotation, biological process: protein processing; SREBP signaling pathway. Gene Ontology annotation, cellular component: Dsc E3 ubiquitin ligase complex. The record is from RefSeq and is a predicted model, not a curated record. The transcript has a single exon. NCBI's taxonomy places the organism in Eukaryota, Fungi, Ascomycota, Eurotiomycetes, Chaetothyriales, Herpotrichiellaceae.